AGACAAGUGUUUGUUGUCUGAUACAUUUAAAUCUGAAAUGACCGAAGCAGCACAAUACAUUUGCGGUUUUAAUGACGGAUGGAGGAUUUCUAAAAAGCAGAAUUGUGAGAAACUUGCAGGCAAACUCCAACACGGAUUAGAGACAAAAUGGAAAUUGAUUCACGUACACUCGAUAAAUGAUACCAUUAACAGUUUGGACAAGGCAAUUCAAGAUGCGUUAUAUCAGAUAUUUUGCAAAGGCAACAAAAAAAAUUAUAGGAUUAUAGACAACAUACUUCGUUGUGUUGAUUUAUGGAACAGACCGGAUAUUUCAGAGAAAGAAAUAUUUAAUAUAGAAAACAUCAACGUAGUGAAGACUCUACAGGCGAGCCUAGUUGAAGAGGAAAGCAAAUUAUCCAAACUAUUCAAAAAUGCAUUGGUAGGCAACAAAGUAGAUAUUGUCAAACAAGUGCUUGAGUAUAUCCAGGAUAAACGACUAUACAAGACCUUUUUAGAAAACAAUAUUAAGACGUUAUAUAAGAAAACGGACUGUAUUUCAAGAGAUUUGAUUUCGGAGCACUCCAAAUGCAUUGCAAGAAGUAUGAUAAAUGAGCAAGAAAAAAAUCAAAAAUCCAAGAACUUUGUGAAAAGUAUAAAUAUAGUUGUGAUAAAAAUACUUGGAAGUAGAAAAUGGAAGCCUUUUCAAGAAAAUAUGGAUAAUAAAGGUUGGGGAAAUACAGAAGAUACAUGUAACAUAUAUGAGGGAGAUGUUUUCAAGCAUUUGUUCAUCUGGGCAGUUCUUAUGGACCGGAGAGAGUUGGCAAUGUUGUUUUGGAAGAAAGAAAACAGUGAUUACAUAUGUUCUGCAUUAUACGCAAGUUCCCUUGCUAGAUGUCUUGCUGAACAUGCCAGCUGGGAAGAAUCCAUAGAUCAAAAGACAGAUUUGCUUGAAAGUUCUAGGUUAGUCAACUUGACAAAAAAGAAUGUUAAGUGA
This is a messenger RNA of Mytilus trossulus (common blue mussel), 973 nucleotides long. RefSeq lists its product as uncharacterized. The transcript has 9 exons. The record is from RefSeq and is a predicted model, not a curated record. Gene Ontology annotation, biological process: calcium ion transmembrane transport. Lineage: Eukaryota; Metazoa; Mollusca; Bivalvia; Mytilida; Mytilidae. Gene Ontology annotation, molecular function: ligand-gated calcium channel activity. Gene Ontology annotation, cellular component: plasma membrane. Bases 38 to 973 code for a protein of 311 amino acids.